AUAGUCAGCUGCCAUGGCUUUUCAUCAUCGAGAACUGAGGAGGGAGUCAAAUGAGGAUUGGCAUUUAAUCAUAUCCUCUUCACCCUUAGAAAAAGGAAGUAUGGUUUAGUGCUACAUUUCCCCUUAGAGCAAACUUUAAGUAUGGCAAUCGGCAGCGACACACACAGUGAGCUGUCUUCUCACUUCGAGACCGAUGUAGAUAUUGUCGCGGUACCCGCCAUUGGAGCGGAUCCACAAAAGACAUGGGUUGGGGAAGAUUCCCAAAGGCCAUGGCUCACUUCAGAAUUGACACGGUAUAUCCCGAAUGCUCGAAUGUUAAUGUUGGACCAUGGACCGCUAGACCGUCAAGAUGACCUGGACUCUUUGGCCCACCAUCUACUAAAGCAGAUACAUACAGAAAGGCAGCACACAAGCGGGAGGAGGCCCAUCCUGUUCAUCUGCCAUGGAACUGGUGGCCUUGUUGCCAAAGCAGCGUUGGCUAUUGCGGGACAUUCGGCGUCGAACCUUGCGUCGAUACUGACUAGCUGUUAUGGCAUUGCUUUUCUGGCUACCCCUCACCUGGGAUCAAGCUAUCUUUCGGCUCCUGAAUAUGCCAAAAGUAUCCGCCGUUUAAUGCAGUUCAAGCAUCAUGUCCCACACUGUAUACGGGAGGUACUCAAGCCUAGACAUCCAAGGUUGUUGCAACUGUCUAGCCAGUUUAGGUCCAUUUCCGCAGAUAUCAAAAUCUGGACCUUCCUAGAGACCGUCGAUUCUACGCUCAUGGUCGCAGACUCAGGUACCGUAAAUACGGUGGAGAUGCAUGUUCCAAUCACCUCUAUUCGGUCGGGGAUUUUGGAUCUAGAGCACGAAAAAGUGAUUCCUUUGGCCACGGACCAUCUUGGAGUCGCAUUUUUCAAAGGGCAAGAACUCACAACCAGGAUAAGCUUUAUCAAAGAGCUUCAGCCAAUCCUUGCCAUGGCUGUACAGCUGUCCAAGUUGCCAGAUGCUCCGCUGCGCGUUAGUCGAGAGGUUAUGGUGCAAGUCAAUGGAUUCUUUGAAGACACCGCGCGGGGAGUUAGUGACGAGACACCUUUGAAGCUUUGGUCAACAAAAACGCCGCUUCGAGAGUAUCUGAAGGAUGGACCUUCGAUUUGUCUCACGGAUCGGCUUAAACAAACCGGUAGAAUAUCGUCCAGUUCAUUCGAUGACUCUUCGAUAAGUGACUUUGAUAGCAGACCAUCAUCUGCUGCCAUGGCAGAUGCAGCAUUUCCCACAAUUCAUGAUGUAGCAGCUGAAGAUUCUAGAGCCAUACAGCCUGAAGCAAUCCCACCAAGGCCAUCAAUCAGAAGAAGCCGUAGCUUCAUAACUACAGGAUCUCCCAGGAUCCAUGUAACAGAGGCUGCUGCCGACAAUUAUUUCGAAGUACCACAGGAGGAAGCAGCAUCGGAUAUUCCAAGCGACACAAUCUCCAGUGAGGACCCCGGGCAUAGGGAUAGCGUAACUGAAGAGAGAAAAGAAACCAAUGCUGAGGAUUCAAGAUCUAGCAGUCCAGAACAAACCAAUGUAUUAACUAGUCUGUCACGGAAAUAUAAAAACUUCCUGCCUUUGCCGCCACUCACAAGGGAGCGGCUUCAGGAAGUUCGGGCAGAGUUGCCUCGGGCAGCUCCUCGAUUUGAUCGACCAGAACCAGGUAGCGAGAAGCUUCUAUGGAUUCAUAUCCCAUACACCCACACAGGCUGGGUACCUCCUGUUCUGGCCAAAGCUUGUGAUGAUGAACAGAGACCAGAAUUCUUCAGGAAGUUCAUCAAUGAUAAGAACUGGUACUCGCAUCUAAUUAGAGCCCGCCAUCUCGAGCCUCACGCCCGUUUUGUCCGGCCUACGUGCAUCCAUUCUAGACUGACCGAUUCUUUGCCAAUCAAUACCCCAAGAUCUUGUAUUCCUCAAUUAGCCUUAUAUCUUCCUUAUCUUCAUUGGGACACAUACUGGAACUUACUUCGACGACGGAAAGUUAUCGAAAGGCGGUUGCAUCAAGGAAGAUCCAAACCAGUCCCCGAGUACAUCUCAGAGUCCCAUUUAGAAUCGAGGUUAAUAUGGAAGUUUCUCGGGACCGAGCCUCCAAUUCAUAUACGAAGAACAUUAGACCAGUAUGGUUAUCCAAAUUUACGAUCAACGGUAGCAAGAGAUGACGAUCAGAUGCUAUGGAAGCGGACAAGAAAAGCUGUGGAUCUCAGCAAGGAAAAUUAUGGCUCGAUACCUUUGCAGGAUGACCAUGAGUUUCCCAAAACAUUCAUGGAUGGGAAAGUCCUCAUGGUGGACCAACUCUGGCUCUGGAUCGUGGACGAGAAAACCGUCGUUACCUUCUUCCCCAAACAGGAGGCAACAACUGCCGAAGACAAGCUCUACGAGCAAGCGAACUUACACAGCAGUAUUUACAACGAGCUGAACGGCGACCUUGCGAGGCGUUUCGAGACGGCUGGAGAUCUUGCCGCAUUGAUAGUCUUACACGCAGUCACCAUCCUCCUGGACAGGACCCUAGACCGUGAUCUGCAAGUACUACGAAUAUUCGAAGAAUCCAUCAGCAUCCUAACCGAAUCCACAACAAAAUCAUUCAAACGCUUCCGCACGCGCGGGUUCAUUGCCCGGCCAGCCGACUAUAACAGAACACCAGAAGGCAAGACAAUGACAGCAUCCGAGCGCGACGAAAGAGACCGCCGAGUUGCCAAUCAAAACCGCGAAGACCUCUCCACCCUCUUAGAACUGCGUGACAUAAUCGACGAACUAGGCACCAUCCUCAAACUCCUCGAACAACAAACCACCACCGUCAAACUAAUGGCCCAAUACUUCGAAGACAAGGGAUACGGAAAGGUGUUCAUCGAAUCGGCCCUCUCCCGACUCGACGAGUAUCGCACCCAAGUCACAGACAUGCGCGAGAACGCCCAUCUAGCACAGAAAGCCGUCGAAAAUCUCCUUGACCUAAAGCAGAAGCAAGCUAACGUCGACGAAUCCCGAAUAACCCGGUGGCAAGCAGAAGUAGCCCAGAAUCAAUCGCAGUCCGUCAUGGUAUUCACAAUCUUCACAGUCAUCUUCCUCCCUCUCUCCUUCUUUACCUCCCUCUUCGGCGUCAACAUCCGCGAAUGGAGCGGCGAAGAAACAAACCCAAACUGGUCCUACAUGCUCGCAAUCUCAGCCCCAACCUCCGUCGCGAUAAUUCUAGUAGCCCUCUCAAUGGCCUUCAGCGAACGUCUCCGCGACAUAGUCAUAAAAGCACAUAUCAUUGGGGUCGGGAUAAUAACAGACUUCUUCUUACUCCCUGUGAAAGGCGUAUUCAAGCUGGGUGCGACGGUGUCCACGCCAGUGACCAAUCCGGUCAAAUCGGAGAGUACGGGGCGGCUUGAUAGGUAUUUGGAGAAGAAGCGGGUUAAUAUGCAGGUUGAGGAUAUUUGGGAGAGGCAUGAGGAUCGGGUGAUUUCGCCGUUGCCGCCGGUGCAUGUUUCCGAUAUGGAGGGGAUGAUGGGGGUUGAGGUCUUUGAAAAGGGGGCUCGGUGGCAGCAGAGGGGUCAUGAGGCGUAGUGGUUUUGGUUUUCGUGUUAUUUUUUGGUGCUGGGUUGAAAUAUAUAGCCUUUUUGUUUGGAUGGCUACGAGGAUUUGGCUGCUGG
This is a messenger RNA of Aspergillus alliaceus, 3635 nucleotides long. RefSeq lists its product as uncharacterized. The coding region runs from base 142 to 3549 and encodes 1135 amino acids. Gene Ontology annotation, molecular function: metal ion transmembrane transporter activity. NCBI's taxonomy places the organism in Eukaryota, Fungi, Ascomycota, Eurotiomycetes, Eurotiales, Aspergillaceae. Gene Ontology annotation, cellular component: membrane. The transcript has 11 exons. The record is from RefSeq and is a predicted model, not a curated record. Gene Ontology annotation, biological process: metal ion transport; transmembrane transport.